This is a messenger RNA of Schistocerca gregaria, 558 nucleotides long. RefSeq lists its product as uncharacterized. Gene Ontology annotation, cellular component: membrane. The coding region runs from base 1 to 558 and encodes 185 amino acids. Gene Ontology annotation, biological process: sensory perception of taste. The transcript has 2 exons. The record is from RefSeq and is a predicted model, not a curated record. Lineage: Eukaryota; Metazoa; Arthropoda; Insecta; Orthoptera; Acrididae.
AUGGAGGAGAUUGAGGGCCGGCUGGUACUCGCGUGGGGUGAGGGAAGGGAGGACUGGGAGCUGGCGACGCGGCGUCUUCGGAUGGCGCACCUGUCGCUGCACAAGGCCGCGGAGAUGCUGCAGGCACACACGGGACUCACAGCACUGCUGGAGGUGGCUGGCGCCUUCUUCGGGGCCGUCUACAGCGGCUACGAGCUGGUGCUGCAGUUCGUUGUCCGGCCUUCCACUGGGUCGCAGGUACUCUUCAACAGGUCGAGCACCCUGGCGGCCGUGUGGCUGCUGCUCCACGCGCUGCAGCUGGUUGGGCUGUCGCUGUCGUGCGACCUGGCAGCUGGGGAGGCGCGCCGCACGCAGGUGGUGCUGGCCCGCGCCGCUGCCCUCCUGGCCCCAGCCGCGGUACCACCGGAGCUGCGCGCCUUCCAGCAGCAGUUGGCAGCAUUGCCCCCACAGCCCUUCACCGCCGCCGGCUUCCUUACCAUCGACAAGAGACUGCUCACCUCCACCAUCGCCACAGCCGUCUCCUACCUCAUCAUCAUCGGCCAGAUGGCACACUACUAG